UCCCCGAGGGGCGGGACAGUAGUAAAAAAUUUAAUAAUUUAAUUAAUUAACUGCUGAAAUUAAUUAAUUAACGAGAAAUUAACGAUUGUUUACGAUCAAAACAUCGCCACCUAUUUUUACACCACAUUGAUUUGACAGUUCGAUAUUGCGCACAAUUGUUGUUGUUGUUUUUGUUGAGCCGCAAGCGGGAGAAAACUUUGUCGGCGUGCUCGAUGGGGGAACCACACACCAACCAUACCAUAUCCGAGCGGAACAACAUGCUCAAGUGUACCGUCUGCGUGUUAUCUUCCCUGUGCGAUCACGUUCCGGCUGCUUCUUCCAUCGACGCUAUCGACGUGGACGAGGACGUGGACUUGCUAUAGUACUUGUCGCAAGCGAGGUCGCAAGUGAUGUUCUGCCGCCGGAAGAAAUCCUGCCAGCCCGACAACAGGAAUCGGACUUUACCGGCCAGCAACGACGCGCUAGAAGAAAUCAUCGAUCACAGCGCUCUCUUCGGUCGACCUGAUGCACGUCAAGAUGAAGUGAACGAUCAACUCUUCAAGGCGUCAUAUCAGAAACGGUUUCUGCUGGCGGACGCAUUCAACAAUUCAGUCCAUGUCAGCCGAGAAAUGCCACGUUGGAUACCAAAAUUUGGGACCUGUCUUUUCACCGCCAUUCCCCCCAAGUACCAGGAGGCCUGUCAGAAAUGUCUCCAGCUGCCGGCUUGUUUCGUCGAUGUGAAGCUUACUGUUGCUUUCCCAACACUCGCUGCGAUGUCAUACGACCCGGCCCCUGUUCCCGGAGGACGAUGCCAUCCUUGAGGAUCUGGUCUUCUCAGCCGACGUCGUGAUGUCAAACAAUCAUGAACGACCAGCUGAUCGUGGGAAGCAUAAACACAAGCAGAAGAUAGUUUUUUUUAUUUUUUUUUUAU
This is a messenger RNA of Culex quinquefasciatus (southern house mosquito), 910 nucleotides long. RefSeq lists its product as uncharacterized. The record is from RefSeq and is a predicted model, not a curated record. Lineage: Eukaryota; Metazoa; Arthropoda; Insecta; Diptera; Culicidae. The coding region runs from base 390 to 800 and encodes 136 amino acids. The transcript is spliced from 3 exons.